UAGUUUUCAAAAAAAUAAAACGGAGGACGGGUCUGUUAGGAAAACUAUUCUUUAUUUGCUUGUUGCGAUUGCGUAUAUCGUUCACAUUUUCGCUUCAUAUUAAGAUAAUCCACUCGAAAACGACCCGUAACCGUUAAGUUACUGUUUUUGUGAAUGUAAAGCAAGCGAACGCCAGUCAUGUUGCAUUUAAGGAAUAUGACGCCUGGCAAGGUUUCUAAGCAAGCUUCAGCAGCAGCAUCCAAGAUUAAACAUAAGAUGCUUAACACCUCCUCCUUCUUCAAGAUCUCCCUGAAGACCAACAACAAGGCCCUGGCCCUAGCCCUGCAGGCUGAGAAACAGAGGAGCAUGAUGCUGGAGAUGGAGAUUGUCAAGCUGAGGAAGCAAGUGGAGUCGCUGUGCUUUGAGCUAGCCACCAGAAAGUACAAGCACAGGAAACUGCUUGUCAUCUUGAAGAAUCUGCACAGCAACACGCUGCAUCACUUGGACAUGGUGACAGAAUUAUUCCAUGACAGCGAUGUCUGCAAACUAUCUGACGACCACAACAUCCUCGCUGAUGAUCUUAACAAACCACUAGUUGCAAGCCUUCCAGCUCUUCAGGAAGUCGUGAAGGAUUCAGUGUACCUCUGUCCAGAAACACCAGCAGACUUUUGUAAGGAUGACAUGUCUUGGGGCGUCCUCUCCAGAUCCGAAAAUUCAACUAAUUGCAACGGAAAGAUCAACAGCGAGAAACAGCAAUCAAACCAGGAAGUCCUCCAAUUGAAAUCAUCUCUCCCGUCCAGCUCCUUAAGGAAUUACGCGGAGAAGCUCCCAGUUAUGUUCUCGCAGUCCAACGAUGACAACACAUCAUCUGUCCCAUGUCAAACAUUGUCAGAUGUCACUGCGGCUGAAAUGCCCACAAACUCCGCUGAUGUCAUCCCUCCUUGUGUCUCUGUAAUGGAGGCAGAACUACAGGAAAACACUGUGGUCUUCAAUUCAACCAUGGAGUUAACUUGUACUAACACUGCUGAGAUUAUAGCCAUUGACGCAGCGGUGGAAAAAAACCCUGUAAAAUCAAAACGCAAGAAGAGGGGGUUAAAUCUCAAGGACAGUGCAAUGUCAAGGAACAAAAACAAAGAAAACCUUGCAUCUAAAGGCUCUAAAAACACUCAAGUAAGUCCUCCUCAGUCAGGAAAACCCAAAUCUUGCAGUGAAACCACCUCCCGUAUUCCUAAAAUGACAAAGUCUAAAGGUGGCGACCAUCAGAAGGUGAAAAGCACCAAGCCCAAGAUGGAUGCUGUGGAUUUGGUCAGUAGUGCCUGGGAUGAUUUUUUCACCAAUAAUGACAUCCUUUCUUCCAAAUCCAAAGAAGGCGAGAAGUUAACUGCAGAGAAAGAGUCCCCAGAAAUAAAAAGAUUCACCAUCACUACUAAGAGGCCCAGGAAGCAAAGUAAAAGGCUAUCAUCAGUUACAAGGCUGGUGUUGUCACCUCAUGACACAGAGAGCGGCAGGUCCAAGGUGGAUCAUGACGAGCAGGAAACAGUCGGUAUAAUUUCACCUGGAGAGUUGGCGACUGCCAACGAACCACUGAAUAAUGCUGCGAUGUCUGCAGGGCGUCACAACACAAGAUGCAGAGGGACAUUUGUAAUCUCUGUGGAUCGCACUGCACUUGCUAGAGAGGAAUCAGAAAAGUUACUUGAUGACUUCAUUUCUUGCGAAGGAACCACCCAGGAAUCGGAACAUCGAUUGAGCAGAGACAGAAGACCUGUCUCGGAAAGCCUUCAGGUGGACUUGCAUGGCAGUGGACACCAUGACAACAUCCCACCUCUGGAGGAGGUCUUUGCUGCAGGCUCUGAGUUUCAGAAGCCCCAAAAAGCAAGGAGAGAGGUUACAAGUGGAUCCAGGAGGAAGAGAGUUGAGGAUGAAUGUGAAGAUUACUCCGCGGACAAGAAACACAAGACCAAACAUUGCUAUGACAGCAAUAUUUCUCCAGCGGAUGUUGUAGGUUGUCAUCCGGAUCCUACAGAAGAUCUUUUCUUUAAAGAAUUUGCAUUAUUGGAUAAUCCUGCCAACCUGCAUGCUGAAAAGGAUGACAUUUUUGCGCCAAAGUCCAAACAGACCAAGUCAAAGUCCACGAAGAAUCGCAAUUCUAAACCGCUGCAAAAGGUGUCCAAACUGCCUGUGCUGGAUGACACCAGAAAUCCCAGACAGAGGUUUGUCAUCUCCAGGCGAAAGACACCAGAUUGGGCUGCACUGAGCUACACGAGAACACGGAACGAGACGGGCGAUGAAGCAGCUUGUCAACAUCUGGGAGACCUGAUCACCGAUGAGCAGCCGGUGUGGUUGAACAUCUCCGUGGCCAACACGGAACCGGAGUCUUUGCCCUGUAGUCCAAAAUGGCGAUCACCAGGCGGACGCGGAGUCACAAUGGAGAUCCCCUCCAUCACACCUGAAUCUUCUCCAGGACGAGUCCUAAUGUCACUCACCAAUACCAUUGCCACUCCAGAUCAGGAAAACCAAGGCAGGAGCAGACGCCACAAGGGCGUGGUCAGUUACAAGGAGCCGGCCCUCAACAGCAAAGUAAGGCGUGGAGACAAAUUUACAGACACCAUGUUCCUGAGCUCUCCUGUUUAUAAAAAUGAGAAGAAGAAGAAGAAGAAGCAGAGAAAGUCUAAAGACUGAUUUUUUACUUUUUAUUAAAUGUGUGGUUUCAAACAUUUAUUUUGAUGGCUGUUUAGAUUGGACUCUUGUUUAUUAGUAAACAUGACCGCCAAGAGGUCGUUCCAUCAUCAAUGAUUCAGUUCACUUUGUUCACCCGAGACGUCGCCUUUUGUCUCUCCUGGAAAGGUCAUCACAUUCAGUCCAGUCCUGCUGGACACACAACCUAUCUAACAUGUAAACAUUCUGUAUUUCCUGUGUAGAACUGUCUGGUAAGUACACAUGCAUACUUUUUGUUGUUGUUUUUUUUUUGCAUAAG
This is a messenger RNA of Doryrhamphus excisus (bluestripe pipefish), 2953 nucleotides long. NCBI's taxonomy places the organism in Eukaryota, Metazoa, Chordata, Actinopteri, Syngnathiformes, Syngnathidae. The record is from RefSeq and is a predicted model, not a curated record.